GUUAGUUUAGACUUGAGAGACUCACUCGUCCAUCGGGCAAAGAAGCCUCCGAGCGUUGGAGCUAAUAUCGAUUACAUUCUGUUGAAUUUAGAGAACCUGUGAGAGCAGUGGUUAUAAUGUCAGCGCGCGGGAUAGCCAAGAAGAGGCAGAAGAAUGUCAGUAAAUCCCAGCGUGCCAAUGUCCUGUUUCCCGUGGGGCGCCUGCACAGGUACAUGAAGGCAGGUCCUGGAACACGUAAGCUGAGGAUCGGCGUCGGGGCGCCCGUGUACGCCGCCGCUGUCAUCGAGUACCUCACAGCUGAAGUCCUGGAACUGGCUGGGAAUGCAGCACGUGAUAACAAAAAAACCCGCAUCACCCCAAGACAUAUCUUAUUGGCAAUCGCUAAUGAUGAGGAGCUACACCAGUUGCUUCGCAAUGUCACCAUUGCAUCAGGAGGAGUACUUCCCAAGAUUCACCCCGAGUUGUUGGCUAAGAAGAAGGGUGGAAAAUUUGUCACAGGAGGCAACACACCCGUGGCAGUGCCCUACAAAAAACCCAUUGCUACAAAACCUCCAGCACACAAGAAGAUAACAAACAAAAUGAAUGGCAAUGUGAAUGGAGCUACGCCAACCAGUGGUGCUUCACCAACUUUAUCCAGUGCCAUGGCAGUGGCAAACAAGACUCCAAAUUCUGCUGCAAAUGCUACUGCAGGAUCUGCUUCCCCACUAAAAUUGAGAGCUAAAGGUAAAGACAUUUCAUCAGUUUUGCCACCCCCAGGACCUUUCACUGUACUCUCCGAGAAGAAACUCUUUCUUGGCCAAAAGCUAACAGUGAUACAGUCAGACAUAUCAACAGUGACAGCAGAUGCACUUGUUCACCCCACAAAUUCCAACCUUGAUUUCCUUGGUGAGGUAGGACAAGCUCUAAGCAAAGCUGCUGGCAAAGAGUUUGUCCAAGAAGUCCGUGAUCUAGCAAAUUGUAAUGGCCCCCUGCCAGCUUGUGAUGUUGCUAUAUGCAGUGGGUUCAAGCUUCCAUCACGUUGGGUCAUUCAUGUAAAUGGACCAACCUUAGGAGAUGUGGAUGCAUUUGAUAAGUUAGAACGAUGUGUCAAGAACUGUUUAGUUCUUGCAGACAAACAAAACUUGAAAUCUUUGGCUCUGCCUUCCAUUGGUAGUGGCAAAGCUGGAUUCCCGAAGCAACAAGCAGCACAAACUAUAAUCAAGUCCAUCUGCAGCUACUUUGUUAAUGUCAUGUCAUCUUCACUGAAACAGAUUUAUUUCGUCCUCUAUGACAUGGAAAGCAUCGGGGCAUAUACUGCAGAACUGGCAAAGUUGGACUCUUAAAGACAGUCUGGCAUUUGAUAUAUGGAUCUCCAAACAGCCUCAAAAGUUAGAGUACAAGUUAAUUCUCCUGAUCACUGAGGCAAAAUAUUGGAAGA
Penaeus monodon (black tiger shrimp) is the source of this 1417-nucleotide messenger RNA. Its product is annotated as core histone macro-H2A.1-like. Gene Ontology annotation, cellular component: nucleosome. The record is from RefSeq and is a predicted model, not a curated record. NCBI's taxonomy places the organism in Eukaryota, Metazoa, Arthropoda, Malacostraca, Decapoda, Penaeidae. Bases 117 to 1322 code for a protein of 401 amino acids. Gene Ontology annotation, molecular function: structural constituent of chromatin; protein heterodimerization activity; DNA binding. The transcript is spliced from 9 exons.